AUGCUCAAAUACUCCCUCGUCGCUCUUGCAGUCGCUCUCCCGGCACUUGCACAACAACAGCAGGUUUGGGGCCAAUGCGGUGGAAACGGAUGGACUGGCCCUACAUCGUGCGUCUCCGGCACCACCUGCGUUAAACUCAACGACUGGUACUUCCAGUGCCAGCCUGGCUCAGCACCUACAACCGCUGCUCCGCCCCCGCCGCCUCCAGUCACAACGACAGCGGCGCCACCCCCGCCCCCACCCGUCACAACCACGGCCGCACCUCCUGUUACCACGACCGCAGGCACCACCCCUCCCACUGCUCCGGAAGAUUGCACAGCCCUUCCCGGCACCAUCACCUUGAGGGCGAACUCCCGGUUGCCCGAUCCCUUCACAUUCGUCGAUGGGAGCAAGGUGACAACGAAGGCUCAGUGGGAGUGCCGUCGCGAGGAGAUCAACCAACUGGUCCAACGCUACGAGUCCGGCACCUUGCCUCCCAAGCCGCAGAGCGUCACCGGUACCCGCUCAGGCAACAGCAUCACCGUCAACGUCUCCGAGGGCGGUCGGUCCAUCUCCUUCUCUGCCUCCAUCUCCUACCCUUCGGGUACAGGCCCGUUCCCGGCACUGAUCGCCAUCGGUGGCUCGAGCAUCCCCACACCCUCGGGCGUCGCCGUCAUUAACUUCCCGAACGACGACAUUGCCGCACAGGCCAGCACCGGCAGCCGUGGGCAGGGCAAAUUCUACACGCUCUACGGCAACACCCACUCGGCGUCCGCGCUCGUCGCGUGGGCAUGGGGUGUGGGCCGACUCAUCGACGCGCUCGAGACGACCGCGAACGCGAACAUCGACACGAGCAAACUCGCCGUCACCGGGUGCUCCAGGAACGGCAAGGGCGCGCUCGCGGUUGGCGCGUUCGAGCCGCGUAUUGCGCUCACCAUCCCGCAGGAAUCCGGCUCGGGUGGUGCGGGAUGCUGGCGCAUCUCGGACAGGAUGAGGUCGAACGGGAUUAACACACAGACCGCGUCGCAGAUCAUCACCGAGAACGUGUGGUUCUCGAGGAACUUCGACCCCUACGUCAAUAGGAUCAACGACCUCCCCUUCGACCACCACACUUACGCGGGCUUGAUCGCGCCUCGCGGCCUGCUCAUCAUCGAGAACACCGGAAUCGACUGGCUUGGCCCGCAAUCCAACUGGGGCUGCAUGAAGACGGCCAACAAGAUUUGGCAGGCCCUCGGCGUCGCCGACAACAUGGGUGUCUCACAGGUCGGCGGUCACAACCACUGCCAAUUCCCUUCGAGUCAGCAGAAUGACCUCAACGCUUUCGUUAACAAGUUCUUAAGGGGCCAGUCCGCCAACACCAACAUCCUCAGGACCGAUGGCGCCAACCAACUCGGCUUCAACGACGCAGACUGGAUCGACUGGGCCGUGCCGACGCUAUCGUAA
Cyclocybe aegerita is the source of this 1422-nucleotide messenger RNA. The record is from the annotation of a GenBank genome assembly. Lineage: Eukaryota; Fungi; Basidiomycota; Agaricomycetes; Agaricales; Hemipholiotaceae.